Sodiomyces alkalinus F11 is the source of this 742-nucleotide messenger RNA. RefSeq lists its product as hypothetical. The transcript has 3 exons. Lineage: Eukaryota; Fungi; Ascomycota; Sordariomycetes; Glomerellales; Plectosphaerellaceae. Bases 85 to 387 code for a protein of 100 amino acids. The record is from RefSeq and is a predicted model, not a curated record.
CUUGGCUGAGCUCAUGGGAGAGAAGUAUGGUACGUUUCGUGUGACGACUGACUCUCACUCGCACCAGACAACGAUGCCUCGAACAUGCUUCCCAGAGAAAAGCACGGGGACGAAGCGCGCAAGGCUCUAAAAGAAAGGGUGCAGGAAAUCAAAGGUCUGGGACAGGUCGGGUCUGACAUCUUCCUCGGUUCCAUCCAGAAUUUCUUCCCUAAUGUUGCGCCGUUCCUCGACAAUCGAAGCCGCAAAACUGCCCAGAAAAUCGGUUUAGGCGAUGAUCUUGAUAAGAUUUUCGAGGCUGUCGCCUCGGAUGUUGCGAGGAUGGCUCAACUGGAAGUCGCCUUGACAAAGAUUCGGUUGGAUAAAAGGGAAGGUGAAUUCAAAGCCUAGUGCCUUCCUCAAGAGAAGCAAAGUAAGGGUGCUCAAGUGCUUUGGUCGCAGUAAGGCGAUCCUGGUGAUCCCAUCGCAACAAUCUAUCCACGAGAUCGAUGGCAACAUCGUUGGCCAGGCCCCCAUUCUCGUGGGUGACAUAGCUAGUCCAAGACCUCCCUUCGUGGACUGGGAUGUCGUCGACGUCAGGUGCGUCCAUGUCGUAUCUCUCGAUGUAGUUGAGAAGUCCUUUUGUCCCCAAGGUGGUGGCAAUUUGCUCGAGACAAUUCAGCCUGCUAAAGCCGUGGAAGAAGGGCUGUAUCCUAAAAAUCAUGGAUGCCAACAUUUCACCCAGGCACCACAUGUCCAAGCUGUA